GCCACGGGCUGUUUAAAUGCAAAAUCUGGCAAAAUCACUUGUUUCUAUGGCAGCAUAUCAGGAUCUUACUUCCUUUUAUCAGUGGAGGGCUGCAACAGGACAGGGUUGGAAAUACUUCCUCUUUCAGCGAUCUGAUUGGUUUUGUCUGGUUUCCACCAGCUUCCAGUUCUCAGUUGUUUGCAAGUUUGGACAUGUUUUUUUUUACCAUCCUCAGUUCAAUAUAUCAUAGAAACAAGAGUGACCCUGCUGUCAUGAGAAGCCUGCUCAUGAGACCAGGAAGUUUUCAGGGUGUUGUGGUACUACCAGGGGCAGACAUGAGGCCCUUCUUUGUGAUGUCUCUCCUCUUUGGCCUGACUUUUGGACAAACAGCAUCACUUUGUGCUCCUUCUGAGUACACGAUCCACGUGGAAAAACGGGAAUGUGCCUAUUGCCUGGCCAUCAACACCACCAUCUGUGCCGGAUUCUGCAUGACUCGGGACAGCAAUGGCAAGAAGCUGCUCCUCAAGAGUGCCCUGUCCCAGAACGUGUGCACGUACAAGGAGAUGUUGUACCAGACGGCGCUGAUUCCGGGCUGCCCUCACCACACCGUCCCCUACUACUCCUACCCCGUGGCUUUGAGCUGCAAGUGUGGGAAGUGCAACACUGACUACAGUGACUGUGUCCGUGAGAGGGUCAGGACCAACUACUGCACGAAGCCCCAGAAGUUCUGCCCCAUGUGAAGCUUCCAGAGGAGCGUGGGGCAGCUGGUCCCUUGGGAAUGGGAAGGUGAGCUGAGCCCACCCUGUGUGCUGAACAUGCACAGGUGAGAGGUGCA
Messenger RNA from Empidonax traillii (willow flycatcher), 814 nucleotides. RefSeq names its product thyroid stimulating hormone beta (gene TSHB). Gene Ontology annotation, molecular function: hormone activity. Bases 192 to 719 code for a protein of 175 amino acids. The record is from RefSeq and is a predicted model, not a curated record. Gene Ontology annotation, biological process: G protein-coupled receptor signaling pathway. NCBI's taxonomy places the organism in Eukaryota, Metazoa, Chordata, Aves, Passeriformes, Tyrannidae. Gene Ontology annotation, cellular component: extracellular region; cytoplasm. The transcript is spliced from 4 exons.